AGUUGGUUGAAAUUCAAAAUCCUCCAUUAAAACUCUGCUUUUCUUCUCUCACAGAAAUGAUUCUCAAGAGAAAUCCUUUUCCAGUUCCACAGAAAAGGAAUUUUUUAGCCUCGACUCCCCCAAUCUCUCAGCCAUCCGAACCACCUUUUUUGGGGAUCAUCCUCCUCAUCAGAUUCCCCCCUUUUUUUUCUUUUUUUUCUUUCUUUUAAUUUUUUCUGCGAUCAAUCUUAACUUUCUUUUCCAAGCUAAGAAUCUCUUUCGUUUUUCUUCCAUUUUUUUAAAAACAAUUUCUGCGGUUUUCUCCCCUUUUCUACGAUGCCAAAAUUGCCAAUCUUCUCUCUAAUUGCACAUCAAAAACCCCCUUUAUUUCCCCACCCUUUACUUCUUCUCUUUCUUUCUUUCUUUCUUUCCCUUUCUCUCUUCUUCCCUGUUCUGGGUCCUUUUCAUUCCAUAAAACCUCCCUUUCUCGCUUUUCGAAAUCCCGGCAGACGACUAUCUCUUAUACUCUUAUACAUACACAAAUAUUGACAUAAUACAUAUACAUACACUUCCAUUUUCAUGGCUGAUGCUACUCAAAUACACCACCUUUCCCAGCCUUGCAUUUAUGGGCUUUCUGCUCCUCCAAAUACAGAGAAGAAAUCGCGGUUUAUGAAAUGGCUGAGUAAGAUAUUUAAAGGCAGUGGUGGUAGUGGUGGUGGGUCUAGUCGCAGUUCAUCAGCUGGUGGUCGACAUCCGCAGUUUCUUGAGGAUGAAAACAUGGUUUGGCGGGCACCUUCUAGAUCAUUGGAUGAUCGUCCCAGAGCAAGUAAAGACCAGGAAGAGUUAGACCGUGCACUUGCGUUCUCUUUGUCAGAUGACUUGAAAAGACCAGGUAGCUGUAAACGGCGCACAGACAAUGAUGAAAAUACUGCAAAGGGACUACAAGAUAGCCUCCACAGACCUUCCUAUACACCCUAUAUGCCCUCUUAUCCUGAUUAUCCUCCUUAUGAUCCAGUCCCAUUUUAUCCUAGAGGAUAUAGAUUAUGCAGCGGAUGCAAUGGUGAAAUUGGGUAUGGCAAUUAUCUUGGAUGCAUGGGGACCUUUUUCCAUCCAGAAUGCUUUUGUUGUCGUUCUUGCAGUUACCCCAUCACUGAACAUGAGUUUUCUUUGUCAGGGAAGGAUCCAUACCACAAAACCUGUUUCAAGGAGUUAACCCAUCCGAAAUGUGAAGUUUGUCAUCAAUUUAUCCCAACAAAUACAGCUGGAUUAAUUGAGUAUCGGUGCCACCCAUUUUGGUCGCAGAAAUAUUGUCCCUCACAUGAGCAUGAUCAGACAGCCCGUUGCUGCAGUUGUGAACGUUUAGAGUCUUGGAAUACAAGGUACAUUGCCUUAGGAGAUGGAAGGAGUUUAUGUUUAGAGUGCAUGGAAUCUGCCAUCAUGGAUACCGGUGAUUGCCAACCUCUCUAUCAUGCCAUUAGAGAUUACUAUGAAGGGAUGAACAUGAGAAUUGAUCAACAGAUUCCCAUGCUUUUGGUUGAACGGCAGGCCUUAAAUGAAGCUAUUGUAGGGGAGAAAAAUGGCUUUCAUCACAUGCCAGAAACCAGAGGUUUAUGUCUUUCUGAAGAGCAGACAGUGACCAGUAUACUCAGAAGGCCAAGAAUCGGAGGACAUAGAUUGGUAGGAAUGAGAACACAACCUCAGAAACUAACCCGAAGAUGUGAAGUUACAGCCAUUCUUGUUCUAUAUGGUUUGCCAAGGUUGUUAACGGGUGCUAUACUUGCUCAUGAGUUGAUGCAUGGAUGGUUACGUCUUAAAGGGUACCGCAAUCUGAGUCCUGAAGUUGAGGAGGGAAUCUGUCAAGUGCUUUCAUAUAUGUGGCUUGAGUCAGAGGUGAUGCCUGGUUUUAAAAACAUGGCAUCCACAUCAACAGCUUCAACAUCUUCAUUUUCAACUUCAAAGAAGGGAAAGACUUCUGAUGUUGAGAAGAAGUUGGGGGAGUUCUUCCUUCACCAGAUUGCACAUGAUGCUUCUCCAGCUUAUGGUGGAGGUUUCAGAUCAGCAAAUGCAGCUGUCAAUAAAUAUGGUUUACGCCGUACAUUAGAUCAUAUACGUCUUACUGGAAGUUUUCCAAUCUAAAACAAGAAUUAAGAUCCCUCCUUUCCUUGCCUAUUUCAUUCACACUCUUUGACACAUACAGGAUAGUUCCUUCAUUUCUUCGAUCUCAACUCUCAAGAGUAUUCAACGUCAACUGACCAUGGAAAUCUUAAAAUGAGUUUCCACCCUUGGUUUUUAUGGGGUCAUUUACAUAUCACAUUUAUUAGAUUUUACGCGGUUAUAUAAUAAUCUGUCAAAUACUACCAUAUAUUUGUUGAGAAAUCAUCUUUUUAUUUUAUGUUACUGUUAUCAAUUGAAUUACCAUAUCAUUAUAUGAUAAAAUGUAAUUUUGACCUUGA
Spinacia oleracea (spinach) is the source of this 2432-nucleotide messenger RNA. RefSeq names its product protein DA1-related 2. The transcript has 12 exons. The coding region runs from base 559 to 2115 and encodes 518 amino acids. Gene Ontology annotation, molecular function: ubiquitin binding. The record is from RefSeq and is a predicted model, not a curated record. Lineage: Eukaryota; Viridiplantae; Streptophyta; Magnoliopsida; Caryophyllales; Amaranthaceae.